AUCGCAAAGAGAAUCACUUUUGCUUUCGGUAUUAAAGCAUCGUCGUCGUGAAACGGGGCGCGUGAAAAGUCACUCUUACUGGACAACGAGCAAAGCACCGACCGGAAGAACAUCAACCAGAUCAGUUCGCCGAGGUUAUUUAGCAAUCAUGCUGAGAUACUUGGGGAUAGUGGCUGUUUUUAGCCUCGCGCAAGCUGCUGCCACAGAUAAAUUGCCACCUGGAGUGCAGGUAUGUCCUCGCAACGAAAAUUACAACGAGUGCGUGAAGAAACAAUUGGAAGUGUUGACGCCCUACUUGAAAAAAGGAAUUCCAGCCAUGAAACUACCAGCUCUGGAUCCACUACUCUUACCCUCGCUCACGAUCGACCGAAAUCUUGAAUCGCUGAAAAUCAAAGCUAAUAUGAGCAACAUUCAAGUGUUCGGUGGCUCGAAUUACAUCAUCGACGAAAUCAAAGCCAAUCCAGACGAGCUGACGGUUUCCCUAAAGAUUCAGGUGCCAUCCGUUCACGUCAGGGGCAAUUACGAUGUGCAGGGUAGACUACUUUUGCUGCCGCUUGCUGGUAUUGGUACCUUCAAAGGCAACUUCACCAAUACCAACGUUCGAGUUAACGCCCGAGGAAAAGAAGUUAUCGACAAAAACGGAGUUAAGCGCAUCGAAGUCGAUAAAUUGCAAACGAAAAUUCGCGUCGGCCAUGGAAAUAUCAAGUUGAAGGCACCUCCGGCACAUACGCUGACAGCCGACGCCGCCGCGACUUUCUUCAACUCCAAUCCUAGACUUGUGCUGGACAUAGCGAGUCCGAUUAUCGAGGACACCGCAGCGACGAUCAGCCGAGCUCUCACCGUCAGAGCUUUGAGCGUUUUUACCAAAGACGAGCUUAUACCUUGAAGAAUUUUAUUGUUAAACUUUACUUUUAAUCAACCUUUGUUACUUGUUUGUUUAUAAUUUUUACGCGUCGUAAAUUACACAUUAAAACGAAAAUGACCUACUGGCCAAGGAAAAUUAUAUUUUGAAGAGUACCAAAAAAUUAUUGAUCAUUCACAUUCAGGAGAUUUAAUGUUUGAUAGACUUUUAUGCAUAAUUUCUGUUGAGAAGAUACUG
This is a messenger RNA of Trichogramma pretiosum, 1099 nucleotides long. Its product is annotated as circadian clock-controlled protein-like. The record is from RefSeq and is a predicted model, not a curated record. Bases 149 to 886 code for a protein of 245 amino acids. Lineage: Eukaryota; Metazoa; Arthropoda; Insecta; Hymenoptera; Trichogrammatidae. The transcript is spliced from 4 exons.